Molecule: messenger RNA, 690 nt
Organism: Pan troglodytes (chimpanzee)
Lineage: Eukaryota; Metazoa; Chordata; Mammalia; Primates; Hominidae
Product: prothymosin alpha
Biological process (GO): negative regulation of apoptotic process; positive regulation of transcription by RNA polymerase II
Cellular component (GO): nucleus
Molecular function (GO): histone binding
Source: RefSeq, marked validated
CUGCUCUGAAAAGCCAUCUUUGCAUUGUUCCUCGUCCGCCUCCUUGCUCGCCGCAGCCGCCUCCGCCGCGCGCCUCCUCCGCCGCCGCGGACUCCGGCAGCUUUAUCGCCAGAGUCCCUGAACUCUCGCUUUCUUUUUAAUCCCCUGCAUCGGAUCACCGGCGUGCCCCACCAUGUCAGACGCAGUCGUAGACACCAGCUCCGAAAUCACCACCAAGGACUUAAAGGAGAAGAAGGAAGUUGUGGAAGAGGCAGAAAAUGGAAGAGACGCCCCUGCUAACGGGAAUGCUAAUGAGGAAAAUGGGGAGCAGGAGGCUGACAAUGAGGUAGAUGAAGAAGAGGAAGAAGGUGGGGAGGAAGAGGAGGAGGAAGAAGAAGGUGAUGGUGAGGAAGAGGAUGGAGAUAAAGAUGAGGAAGCUGAGUCAGCUACGGGCAAGCGGGCAGCUGAAGAUGAUGAGGAUGAUGAUGUCGAUACCAAGAAGCAGAAGACCGACGAGGAUGACUAGACAGCAAAAAAGGAAAAGUUAAACUAAAAAAAAAGGCCGCCGUGACCUAUUCACCCUCCACUUCCCGUCUCAGAAUCUAAACGUGGUCACCUUCGAGUAGAGAGGCCCGCCCGCCCACCGUGGGCAGUGCCACCCGCAGAUGACACGCGUUUUUUCUUAAAAGUACUUUAAAAAGGAAAUUUGUU